UCAAACCGGGUCGAGCCGUUUACGGUGUAAGUGUAGUGCCGCCACAGGGCACAGACCUCACGUGCACAUAUAGGAUCGUGUCCGUACUUCUCUUUCUAUUUCUGAAUCCGGAACAAGUGCAGCAGGGCUAUUCUGUAAUCCCACGCGUAACUCACAAUUUAAGAAAUUAAAACAGUAAAAUUGUGAGGAUUUCAAGUAACGCAAACAAACCUUAUAUUCUUAAUUUAGAGAUUUGUUCUGUCAGCGAGUUGGCAACAUUGUACAUGACAUAUGUUAAACGGAGUAUUGUAGAGUACGAAGCUUUCUUGUCCAUCAAAUCAAAUAUAUGCCAAAUGAUUCAAAUGACCAGGCUGGAAAUCAACGUCAAGCGACUUCUAACACGCUGCGAAUUAAUAGCGAAGGAUGAUCCACACAAAGACUGGAAGCUCGAAAAAUAUAUACUUUCUCUAGAUGACAUGAUGAACAAACUGCAGACUUCACCGAAUAAACCAUCCAAGGACACCAUGAUGGGCUACAUGAAGCGGAUAAAUUUUCUAAAAGGAGUCAUAAACGCAAUGAAGUUGUCAAAUCCAGUGGAGAGAGUAGUUGCCGCACAAUUGUUAUCGAAAAAUUCAGUGUCCACUAACAAUUCCGCCAGUACAAAUAUUACAACGCAAAUACAUCAGAAGACUGUUGCUAAAUACAAUCGGGAAUUACGGGCAGAAUUAUUUCAUAGCAACAGAGAAGCAAAUAAGGAUGGUGUACGACAGAGAUUAUCGAGCUCUAAUAUCAAGGAUGAAGAUCUGGAUGCUAUUUUGAAGUAUAAUCGUAAUAUUCAGGAGAAGAUUGCUGAGAAUAUGCUCUCCAUGACCGGCACCAUGAAGGAACAUGCAUUAGCGGCUAGUGCUAUCAUAAAAAAGGAUAUCGGCACGCUGGAAAUGUCUGACAAAUUGACUGAUGUAAAUGCUAUUAAUUUAAAGAAGGAAUCCCUGAAGUUAGAAGAGCAUACGAACUCAAAAUGGAGGUGCUGGGUAUGGCUUAUGAUAGCUUUCGUUCUGGUUGUAUUUUUUAACAUGGUGUUAUUUAUGAAAGUGACAAGAAAAAAGAUUUAGGUAAUUUUCUAUAUUGAAGUGUUAGCAAUCGCGACUGAAAUGGAUGGCUACGUGUUACAAUGCAUCUGACUAUGUGAGUCAUUGGACUGAUAUUAUGAUGAUAGAAUUGUAUAGCCAUAAGUGUGCUAGUAAAAACACCUGUGCCACCUAAAACCACUUGAAAAUCUGGUAAAUAUAUUACAAAAUAGCGAUACAUCAAUUUACAACUCCAUCCAACAUUAUUAUAUAUAAUUUAUCUUGUU
Trachymyrmex cornetzi is the source of this 1333-nucleotide messenger RNA. RefSeq names its product Vesicle transport protein Use1 (gene Use1). Bases 264 to 1091 code for a protein of 275 amino acids. Gene Ontology annotation, cellular component: SNARE complex; endoplasmic reticulum. The transcript is spliced from 5 exons. Gene Ontology annotation, molecular function: SNAP receptor activity. Lineage: Eukaryota; Metazoa; Arthropoda; Insecta; Hymenoptera; Formicidae. Gene Ontology annotation, biological process: retrograde vesicle-mediated transport, Golgi to endoplasmic reticulum. The record is from RefSeq and is a predicted model, not a curated record.